AUGCGGCCUAUUGACGAACAUCGGGAGGCGAAACGACGGAAAGUGAUCAACGAGUUCCACGAGACGGAAAGGUCAUACGUCGACGGGCUGGACCUCAUUUAUUCUCACUUCCUUAGCCCCAUCAUCGCCUCUUUGGACACACCGCAACAACUACUUGAUCGCAGCGAACUCACAUCCAUCUUCUCCAACUUUAUUGAUAUUUGGAACUUGCACCGUUCAUUCUAUACCGCACUCACCACGUUUUUGGACUCUUCUACCUCUACCUCUGAUGUCCCACCGGCCCCGCUGUCUCCUGUCCUCCUCGCUCACUUCCCAUACCUGUCCUUGUACACGCCGUUCGUUACAUCAUUCUCUGACGCGCUUGCUUCCUACGCGUUUCUGCUUUCUGCCCACCAUGCUUUCGCGUUGUUCGUCGCGAAGCAAGAAGCUGACCCGCGUUGCGGAAAGCUCAAAUUCCGGGAUUGGCUGCUGACAAUCGUGCAGCGGUGUCCGCGGUAUCUCCUCUUGCUGAAGGAUCUGAUUAGUUGCACGGAUCCUGAUGACCCAGAGUAUACCCAAUUGACAGCCGUCCACACGCUCGUCUCAAAGAUAACAUCCUCCCUCAAUGCGUCAUUGCAUACGCAUGCGCAAACAUUGGCGCUGCUUGCUUUGCAGCGCAACACUGCCAACCUCCCCUUCCGCCUGAUUACACCCGGACGCACAUUCCUGAAGCGUGCUCCCCUCAUGCAACUGGAAGGCUCCAUGACCAGGGAGCGCGAGUUCCUGCUCUUCUCUGACUGUAUCAUCUGGUUGGCAAAUGCCGAUGGCGACCUCAUCUCCAACAAGUGGGAGCAUAGCGGCAACAGCAGCCCAGGAGGCGGCCGGCCGGCGCUCGUGCGUACGCGCAGCAAGAGCGACGCAGACAUGCCAGUCGUCGCGGACGCGCUUCGGCGAAAGGAGUCUGUACUGAAGUUCAGGUUGCCUGUGAGCCCUAAGCGCAAGGCGAGGCAUGCGAGCAGCGGCACAGACGAACGGUGGGUGUAUAAGGGGUAUGUGGACCUGGUCGACGUCGAGGUGAUCGUGAGCCCGCCGCGCGAGGCUGAUGAUGAGAGGCGAUUCGAGUUGCUGAGUCCGCAGCAGUCAUUUGCUGUCUAUGCUGCGAACGAGGAAGAACGGGAUGAGUGGAGUACGGCGAUUCGCAACGCGAAGGCAUCACUGCUCGUCUCGCUGAACGUCAUGCAGCCGAACUCAACCCUCACGUCAUCCUCGUCUACAAACCACCUGCGGCGCACACUUCAGGCACUGCCCUACGCACCUGAGCAGGACUUACAGCAUCCGAAGCGUGGCAGAACCUUCUUUAUCCUGGACGAGUCUUGCAAGGACUCGCACAAGCCAGCACGCGCAUGCGAUGCCUGCUAUGAUACCGUCUUCCCCGUGCUCGACUAUCCACGAGACCGCGUCGCGCUUUCCGGCACGACGCACGCGCACCUCACUCUGUCCGGACUCAAGUCCAUGCCCUCACUGGUACUGUCGGACAGGUCGAGCAACUCACCCUCCGCACUCAUGGUGGUCGAUCUCGAGAGCCCGAAGCGCAUGCUUACACGCAUCGACGAUGACGAGGCCGGCGCGGAGGGCGCAGAAGCUGGGCCGUCCGUGCCUGCGAUACGGCUGAAGCACGCUCCGCGGCCGAGGAGCUACGUGCAGAUCCUCGAGGACUUCCAGGAGCACGGGCGCGCAAGCAUGGGGGCGCCGCAGCACUCUGCGGGCCCGAGCGUGUCGAGCUUCAGCCUGCGCACGGCGGACGACCCCGACGAGCGCGACGAGGACGCAUCGCGCGAGCUCUCGCCCGCGUCCAGUAGCUACGCGGGCUCCAGUCUGCCGCCGACGCCGCGGAAGGAGAACACGGUGCGGCGGCACAAGCGGUUCUCGCUGCCUGCGCUCGCGCUACAGACGAGCUCGGUAACGGCGCGUCCGAGUGUCGUGGGGGAGGGGAGCUCGCGCCGCUUCUCGCUGAUGCUGGGCAAGGGCGGGACACUGAGCCAGACGAGGGGAACAUCUGGGGAGAGGGCGAGCCGGCUGCCCGGAGAUGAUUUUGGGCGGCGGGAGUCGGUAGCAGCGGGGAAGCUGAGCGAGCUAUUGGGGAGGUCCCAGCCCAAGGCCGCCGAUACCCCCGCGAACGCAAAGGCACCCCCCGCGUCCGCGCCCGAGCUCGAGUCCUCCGCGGUGCUCAAGGCCGUGCGCGCGCACGAGCACGACCGGCAACGCGCCCGCAAGACCGUCGAGGUCGAGCGCACGCGCGAGCGCAAGGAGCGCAAGCGCAAGGCGGGGGCGGGCACGGGGGCUGCGCGGCAGCCCAAGGUCGGCCGGAAGGGCUCCGCGGAUGCGAAGGGGGUGACGGAUGCGUUCAGCACGUUCGUCGAGGAGAACCUGCCGCCCGUAGCGCGCGAGGGCGACGACGACGCGGCAGGCGCAGGCCGGUGGUCGCCGGCGCAUGCGACGGAGGUGGACAUCACGGUGCUCAUCAAGCCUGCGAAGGUGCACAAGCGCAGAGGGGACGACUUUGAGGUGAUCCCCGCGGUGCGGUCCGUCAUCGUGCUCGACGACAGCGUUGCUGUGACGCCCGAGGUCGACGAGCCCUGGGAGCACAUCUCGGCCGAGGACGGCGAGGACGGGGUCGCCGACCCGCCUCCCUCCUACGCGCAGAUCGCUGCCAGCGCCGUCUAAGUGCAGGCUGCUGCGUCAAGUGUCAGGCGUCCGAAGCAAGUGGAAAGAGAUAGAAGUUACAAGGAGAAUACAGCAGACAAACGGACGGCGGAAGGCCGGACUAAUGUGUACCACUAUCAGUGAUCUGCGCGGACAGACCAAGUGCGAACUUCAACGAUAUACCACCACAGUAACGACGCUACGAAUAAUACUCACGAGGAUCUGUAUCACGAUGUAUGCGCUAUGUGCCAUGGAUUGCUCCUUAUGCACACUCGCCGAUUGUACUUUUACAUACUAAUCGUACCCCCUGCGUAAUGUAUGCGGC
Molecule: messenger RNA, 3007 nt
Organism: Postia placenta MAD-698-R-SB12
Lineage: Eukaryota; Fungi; Basidiomycota; Agaricomycetes; Polyporales; Adustoporiaceae
Exons: 7
Coding region: 1-2703 (900 amino acids)
Molecular function (GO): guanyl-nucleotide exchange factor activity
Source: RefSeq, a predicted model, not a curated record